AUGAAGCCGACCAACACCAGCUUUCGAGUCGUCACUUUCGCCCCGCGGGCCUACCUCUUCACGUCAUGCACGCGAACAACAGCGGUGUCGUCACGGACUUUCAGCGCGUCCAGUGCUUCGAGAAACGACUCUUCUUCUUCUUCUUCUAAACCCGCACCCUCUCCGUUCGGCUUCGGCGGCGGACCGUCGCCACCGAGACUGCCCAAGGAAGAACAAGAGAUCUUUGAAGCGCUGCAGCGGUCGUCGACGGGCGCAUUCUCAACGCCACGCACGCCGCCGAAGAUCAAUCAGUCGCCUCACUCCGAGCCAGCGGAGGCCGCCGAUGCGCAGGUGAGAGUGGAAGAGAGGGUGGACAGGAUCCAGGCGCAGUCGGCGACGAGACAGAAGGAUCUGGGCGAGAGCAUGUCCAGGUUCAAAGAGCAGUUUGAUCGAAAGAUCGACGCGAGGGGCGACGGCGAGGAGUUGCAUCCAAACGUCGUCCGCGGCGCGCAGCCCGAGUUCGAAGGCGACGUGAAUCCCAAGACCGGCGAGGUGGGAGGGCCCAAGAACGAGCCCUUGAGAUGGGGCGCUUCCGGGGAAUGGAGCUAUAAUGGGAGAACUACGGAUUUUUGA
This is a messenger RNA of Exophiala spinifera, 612 nucleotides long. RefSeq lists its product as uncharacterized. The record is from RefSeq and is a predicted model, not a curated record. Bases 1 to 612 code for a protein of 203 amino acids. Lineage: Eukaryota; Fungi; Ascomycota; Eurotiomycetes; Chaetothyriales; Herpotrichiellaceae. Gene Ontology annotation, cellular component: mitochondrion. The transcript has a single exon. Gene Ontology annotation, biological process: mitochondrial respiratory chain complex II assembly.